Cooperia oncophora is the source of this 558-nucleotide messenger RNA. Lineage: Eukaryota; Metazoa; Nematoda; Chromadorea; Rhabditida; Trichostrongylidae. The record is from the annotation of a GenBank genome assembly.
AUGCAGAAGAAAGGAGCAAGAUUUGGUACAAACGUGCCUAUGAUCACUGAGCUAGUGAACGAUUCGAACGUGCAGUUUCUUGAUCAAGACGAUGAUGACGAUCCCGACACAGAGCUGUACUUGACACAACCGUUCGCAUGCGGCACGGCUUUCGCAAUUUCCGUGCUGGACUCGCUGAUGAGUACGGACAUACUUUCGGAACGACUCCGCGUUGACGUUGAUUUUCGUACUCUAGUGACAGGCGGUGCCACACCGGAAUUGGAACUGAUUCUUGCCGAAGGUGCUGGUCUACGAGGUGGUUAUAGCACACCGGAAACCCUGUCAAACCGCGAUCGAUGCCGCAAUCGCUCAGAUCGCUCUGCACGACAACCCGUACGAGGGAAUCGGGCACAACUCCACUUACGGCCAGAUGUUCACUACGUCAUUGAAAAAGUACGGUCAGUUGUGUAUCGGGCUGUAUCGGUUACACGACCAGGACAACGCCGAGUCAGUGAAGCGAUACGUGAUCACCAACCCUCCAGCCGAACUUCGGAUAAGGAGCUCCGAUUAUGUGAGUGA